Messenger RNA from Motacilla alba alba, 1068 nucleotides. RefSeq lists its product as uncharacterized. Bases 1 to 1068 code for a protein of 355 amino acids. The record is from RefSeq and is a predicted model, not a curated record. Lineage: Eukaryota; Metazoa; Chordata; Aves; Passeriformes; Motacillidae. The transcript is spliced from 5 exons.
AUGAGCUCAGGUGUGCCCCAGGUGUGUUCAGAGGAGCUCAGGUAUGUUCAGGUGUGCUCAGGUGUGCCCCUAUCCCAUCCAGGUGUGCACUGCCCCACCCAGGUGUGCCCCUAUCCCAUCCAGGUGUGCCCAGCCCCACCCAGGUGUGCACCUGGAGCUCCCCAGAACCCUCAUCAGCCCAUCCUGGGCUCAGGUGAGUGCCCAGGUGAGUGCCCAGGUGAGCCCUCGCCGUGCCGGGGUCACACCUGGCUGCAGGUGAACCCUGGGGCUCCCUCAGUUCCUCCUCCGCGGUCGGCGACGUCACAGCUCAGGUGUGGCCGUGCUGGGGCCCCUCACCUGCGGCUCAGGUGCUGCAGUUUGGGGUCUACACCUGUCCAGGGGUCCCUCACCUGGGGCUCAGGUGCUGCAGAGUUUGAGGUCCACACCUGGCCGGGAUCUCCUCACCUGGGCCUCAGGUGUUCCUCUCCAGGUGCUGCAGAGUUUGGGGUCCACACCUGUCCAGGGGUCCCUCACCUGAGGCUCAGGUGCUGCAGAGUUUGGGGUCCACACCUGGCCAGGAUCUCCUCACCUGCAGCUCAGGUGUCACUCAGGUGUUCCUCUCCAGGUGCUGCAGUUUGGGGUCCACACCUGGCUGAGGUGCCCUCACCUGCGGCUCAGGUGUCGCUGUCCAGGUGCUGCAGAUUUCAGGGUCCACACCUGUCCAGGGGUCCCUCACCUGUGGCUCAGGUGCUGCAGUUUUGGGGUCCACACCUGUCCAGGUGUGCAGUUGCAGGGUUCCCACACCUGAGGCUCAGGUGUCGCAGUCCAGGUGUUACUGCUGCACCUUUUUGGGGUCCGAACCACAUUUUUGGGGUCCACACCUGUCCAGGGUCACACAUCUGGGGUUCCCACACCGGGGGCUCAGGUGACGCAGUCCAGGUGUUGCUGCUGCACCUUUUUGGGGUCCACAGGAGAUUUUUGGGGUCCACACCUGUCCUGGCUCACAGAUCUGGAGUCUUCUCACCUGGGGCUCAGGCUCACAGCUACCGAGUCCUUUCACCUGGGGCUUCAUCCACGGGGCUCAGGUGA